AUGGUAGAAGACGUGCAGCACCUGCAGCAGGUGGGGGGAGCACGGGGACAGCUGAAGCCCCGCGUAGAUGGAGAGUCUCUGAAGAUAGCGGAGACAGUACUGAAGAGGAGACAGCAGGAUGAGUUCGCCCGAAAAGAGCGUGCACAGGCAAUAGCUGAGGCCAAGAAAGUAAGCAUACACAACCAGCUGCAGCACCAGCAGCAGCAGCAGCAGGAACAGCAGCAGCAGCAGCAGCAGGAACAGCAGCAGCAGCAGCAGGAGCAGCAGCAGCAACAGCACGAACAGCAGCAGAAGAUGUAG
Molecule: messenger RNA, 300 nt
Organism: Eimeria mitis
Lineage: Eukaryota; Apicomplexa; Conoidasida; Eucoccidiorida; Eimeriidae
Product: ribosomal protein L7, putative
Exons: 1
Coding region: 1-300 (99 amino acids)
Source: RefSeq, a predicted model, not a curated record